Molecule: messenger RNA, 290 nt
Organism: Staurois parvus
Lineage: Eukaryota; Metazoa; Chordata; Amphibia; Anura; Ranidae
Source: the annotation of a GenBank genome assembly
GAAGAAUGCUCACUGGACCUUAUGGACAUUUGUAUGCCAAUGUCCCUUACAUUUGUGGUCAGUGGAGAAGAAUGUCCCUUACAUUUGUGGUCAGUGGAGAAGAAUGUCCCUUACAUUUGUGGUCAGUGGAGAAGAAUGCCUCUUACAUUGGUGGUCAGUGGAGAAGAAUGCCUCUUACAUUGGUGGUCAAUUGGAGAAGGAGGAAGAUACACUAAAGGAGCUCUCCCUGAGAACCAGAGUUUUUGAAGCCUGGGACUUGCCUGCUAGCUUGGCCCAGGAACCAUGCCUGA